Pelodiscus sinensis (Chinese soft-shelled turtle) is the source of this 1364-nucleotide messenger RNA. RefSeq names its product endoplasmic reticulum protein 29 (gene ERP29). The record is from RefSeq and is a predicted model, not a curated record. Gene Ontology annotation, cellular component: endoplasmic reticulum lumen; endoplasmic reticulum. Gene Ontology annotation, biological process: protein secretion. NCBI's taxonomy places the organism in Eukaryota, Metazoa, Chordata, Testudines, Trionychidae.
UAGGUCACGUGAACCGCGCAAAGCGAGUCCUCUCCAUCUAGAGCCUUCUCAACAUGGCUUUUGUUAGCAAGGCUGUCUCGGUCUCCUCCCUGCUGCUGUGCUGGCUUUCCUUCUGGCAGAGCAGCAGCGCUCUGCACACCAAGGGCUCCCUGCCCCUGGAUGGCAUCACCUUCUACAAGGUAAUUCCAAAGAAUAAGUAUGUCCUGGUGAAAUUUGACACCCAAUAUCCUUACGGUGAGAAGCAAGAUGAAUUUAAAAAACUGGCAGAAAGCUCAGCUUCCAGCAAAGACCUGCUCAUAGCUGAAGUGGGAAUAUCAGAUUAUGGUGAUAAACUGAAUACAGAGCUGGGUGAGAAAUAUAAAUUGGAUAAGGACAACUAUCCUAUUUUUUACUUGUUCCAGGAUGGGGACUUUGACAAUCCCUUACUUUAUAGUGGCCAAAUAAAAGCCAGUUCUAUUCAGCGUUGGCUGAAGAGUAAAGGCAUCUAUCUGGGGAUGCCAGGCUGCCUACAAGAAUAUGACAUCCUGGCAGGUAAAUUUGUGGGCACCACUAAAGAGUCAGAGCGUCAAGCUCUUCUCAAACAAGGGCAGGAGAGCUUAGCAAAAGCCAAGGAAACAGAGAAAAAACGGGCUGAACAGUACUUGAAAAUCAUGAGUAAAAUCCUGGAGCAAGGAGAGGAGUUUGCUGCUAAUGAAGUUGUCCGGAUUACAAAAUUGCUUGAGAAGAACAAAAUGAGUGAUGGGAAGAAGGAGGAGCUUCAGAAAAGCCUAAACAUCCUUGCCUCUUUUCAAAAGAAGAGUAGUGAAAAAGAAGAGCUUUAACAGUCUGGAAAACUUUUACAAGCUGUGAAAUACUGGCACAAAGUUCUAUCCAGUUCUCCUUAUGCAAGCAAACUUUCCUUUGACCUCCAGAGAACAGCAGAAUUCCUUCUAGUGUGCUUGGUGCUUUAGAAAACUCAGAGAAAAGGCAUGUCGUCUUUAAAAAAAAAGACAGUAUUCUGUAGUACGGAUUCAAACAAUCACCUCUUGAAUUGAAAUUUCUGUGUAUUAGUUGAUAAAUACUAUUAUACACAAAAAUAAUUAAAAACAGACUUCAGUUUGCCAAGUCAAGCACUCAAAGACUUAGGAAAUUACAUGAUUAAGGUUGCCUCUAUAGAACUGUCCUUCCACUGCACUGAACAGGGUAGAGAUCCUGUGGAAAGAAAUAGUGUGAUCAUGUAAUUAAAGACUAUAUCUUAAUGCGCAUGCAUAAUGAGGCUGAACUCAGGCAACCUGAAUUCUGGUGUUUCCUAACUUGUGAGUCUUUGACUUUGCAAUCUUAAUAAUCUUUUAACAUAUUUUGUGUGUGUGUAAUUUUCUAGUUUA